UACGGCAAGAUGUCUCUGAGUGUAGUCAAAUCUACGCUGUCCACUCUGAAGACAUGUCAGACGGAUAUUGGAACGGGUAUGGAUAUCGUGGCAGAAGUCGCUUUGGACCUGGUAGAGGCUCAAGGUACAGAUAAUGAUCCCAACUUGAAGAAGCUGGAGCUAAUGAUGUUAGAUUGUGCCAGACUGGACACAGAGAUCAAUUGUUUUGUGGAAUCUGUUGAACAAAUUUGUUCACAGGUGGGAUCCGAACGCCCAGAAGCCAUUUUCUCAUUGAAAGAUUCUGUAAAGGAGCAGUUCACAGAGCUUAUGAGCGCAGUCUCUGACACAGAUCUGCAGCAGCAUAGCAAAGUGGUGGCCUUCAAAGGCAGCAUCAAGAAAUGUGCGCAGCAAGUCAGUCAGGCAGCAGCAGCAAGCACUGAGGAGGAGCUGGAUGAGGACAUUGCCGUUACCCAGAGUCAGACGAACUUCACCUGCCCCCUCACACAGCUUGAGAUGGUUAAUCCCAUGAAGAACAAGAAGUGUCAACAUCACUAUGAUCAAGCUGCUGCAGUGGCGAUGAUUAAGAACAAGCAUAGCAAUAAGAAGAAAUUCCGCUGUCCUGUGGUUGGAUGUGGAAACACGGAUGUGAAGCUGUCAGAUCUUGAACCAGAUCUGGUUAUGAAGAGAAUGAUUCAGAACCAUAAGAGACAGACCGGAAAAACUUAA
Molecule: messenger RNA, 705 nt
Organism: Chanos chanos (milkfish)
Lineage: Eukaryota; Metazoa; Chordata; Actinopteri; Gonorynchiformes; Chanidae
Gene: nsmce2
Product: NSE2 SUMO ligase component of SMC5/6 complex
Exons: 6
Coding region: 10-705 (231 amino acids)
Biological process (GO): protein sumoylation; double-strand break repair via homologous recombination
Cellular component (GO): Smc5-Smc6 complex; nucleus
Molecular function (GO): zinc ion binding; SUMO ligase activity
Source: RefSeq, a predicted model, not a curated record